Molecule: messenger RNA, 980 nt
Organism: Aspergillus wentii DTO 134E9
Lineage: Eukaryota; Fungi; Ascomycota; Eurotiomycetes; Eurotiales; Aspergillaceae
Product: PITH domain-containing protein
Exons: 4
Coding region: 211-885 (224 amino acids)
Cellular component (GO): nucleus
Source: RefSeq, a predicted model, not a curated record
ACACAUAAUACUAUAGCAAGAAAGAACAACAAAUUUUCUCCAUUGAAUCAGACUCUUUUUUUUAGAAAUAUUAGCUUGUCGGAGCGAAGAAGAUCCGCUUUCCUGAGAGCGAAGAUUGACUCGACCUCAUUCAUGGUUCAUUCCAUAAGAAUCCCAUUGUCUUGAGAAGACGUUCUUAAGAUCCAAAACACUUUUCAUAACCCCUUCCAGAUGUCUGGACAUCAUCACCACCAUCACGACCAUGGCCACUGUCACGGAGAGGACGGCCACGAUCAUUCCAACGACAUCACCCCGGCCAUCCAGUCUUUGCUAUAUUCUCAGAUUGAUUUCGAUUCGAUCAAUACCCUAAACGAGGCAACCCCCAACUCUGGAUCUGCCAUUGUCAAAAAGACAUGGACUGAGAGAUUAAAUGAUGAGCCUGAGCUCGAGAGCGAUGCUGAUGAGCAACUGCUCAUGUAUAUUCCCUUUACUGGACAAGUAAAAGUGCACUCGCUUCUCAUAUACACUGCACCAACACCAUCCGCUCCGAAAACCCUCAAGCUCUUUAAAAAUCGCGACGAUCUCGACUUUGCAACCGCUUCCGAUCUCAGUCCAACACAAACUAUCGAGAUACCGCAGCCUAUUGCCGGGUCUGACAUCUUCGAGUUACCGUUAAACCGGGCUCACUGGAACACUACCACUUCGAUCACCCUGUUCUUUGAGGAUAAUUGGAGUGACGGGGAGGAAGACGUGACCAAGGUGGGCUACAUUGGAUUCAAGGGCCAGUUUAUGGCUCUCAACCGGGAACCUGUUAGUUUCCUUUAUGAAGCGGCAGCCAACCCUGGUGAUCAUGUCGCAAUCCCAGGCGUAAGUGGCGUGGGAGGGAGAAUUAUGCCUGGUCAGUGAGACAGUAGAGCCAUCGAGUGAGCAUGUUACUGUCCUCCAUCGGGGCUAUCCCAUUCAUAGGUAGAGGGUCAUUAUGCGUCUAAUUGUAGAGCUGG